Molecule: messenger RNA, 567 nt
Organism: Oncorhynchus masou masou (cherry salmon)
Lineage: Eukaryota; Metazoa; Chordata; Actinopteri; Salmoniformes; Salmonidae
Gene: myl4
Product: myosin, light chain 4, alkali; atrial, embryonic
Exons: 6
Coding region: 1-567 (188 amino acids)
Cellular component (GO): myosin II complex
Molecular function (GO): calcium ion binding
Source: RefSeq, a predicted model, not a curated record
AUGGCCCCCAAGAAGCCUGAGCCGAAGAAGGAUGUGGCAAAAUCGACCCCAUCGGCUCCGGAGCCAGAAAAGCCCAAGGAGACUGAAUUUGACCCCAAAAGCAUUGCGGUGAGUUUCACUGCAGACCAAAUUGAUGAGUUCAAAGAGGCCUUCAUGCUUUUCGACAGGACCCCCAAAAGCGAGAUGAAGAUCUCUUACGCCCAGUGUGGUGAUGUGAUGAGGGCGCUGGGCCAGAACCCCUCCAACGAAGAGGUCAUGAGAGUCCUAGGGACACCCAAGCCACAGGAAAUGAACACUAAGUUGAUCGGCUUCGAGACCUUCCUACCAAUGUUCCAGCACAUCUCCAAGUCCAAGAACCGGGGUACCUUUGAGGACUUUGUGGAAGGACUGCGUGUCUUUGACAAGGAGGGCAACGGCACCGUCAUGGGCGCCGAGCUGCGUCUUGCACUCGCAACUCUUGGAGAGAAGAUGACAGAGAAAGAGAUAGAGGUAGUGAUGGAAGGACAAGAGGACAGCAAUGGCUGCAUUAACUACCAAGCCUUUGUGAAACACAUCAUGACUGGGUGA